Messenger RNA from Setaria italica (foxtail millet), 1800 nucleotides. RefSeq names its product peroxidase 2. The coding region runs from base 1 to 1665 and encodes 554 amino acids. The transcript has 3 exons. Gene Ontology annotation, molecular function: heme binding; peroxidase activity. The record is from RefSeq and is a predicted model, not a curated record. Gene Ontology annotation, biological process: hydrogen peroxide catabolic process; response to oxidative stress. Lineage: Eukaryota; Viridiplantae; Streptophyta; Magnoliopsida; Poales; Poaceae. Gene Ontology annotation, cellular component: plasmodesma; plant-type cell wall.
AUGGCUAAGCUUGCUGUCCCAAUAACCUUGCUUCUUGCGCUCCUCGGAUCGGUGGCGUCCCAGAACAUUUAUGCUCCUGGCCCGAGCCCACCGAGCCCAAGAGCGAUCCCUGAUACUCCUCCAAGGCGGAACCAGACGGGCUCAAAUCCACCGAGACCGACGCGGCCCACUAAUCCUCGGCUGAGCCCCAGACCGCCCGAGCCCGUUGAGCUCGACUCCACCUACGAAUCCUCCUCCCAGUCCACCGAGCUCACCUGCUUAUCCUCCCAACCCAACCCACCCAUUUAUCCUCCUAGCUCGAGCCCAUCGAGCUCGACUCCACCUACAAAUCCUCCACCCAGUCCACUAAGCCUGCCUGCUUAUCCUCCCAGUCCAAGUCCUUUGAGCCCAUCAAUCCCACCUACUUAUCCUCCAAACACAAGCCCAAGCCCGACCACCUACCCGUCGAGCACUAGCCCGACUCCGAGUGCAAACCCACCAGCGUAUACUUCACCAAGCCCAAGCCCUGCCAGCAGCUAUGCUCCAAGCACGAGCCCCAUCCCAAUUCCACCAUCUCAUCCUCCGAGUGCAAGCCCACCAAUAUAUCCCUCACCAAGCCCAAGCCCAUCGAUCCCUAGUCCAUCCUAUCCUACUCCCAGCCCCAGCCCAAGCCCUUCUAGCUCAAUCUCGAGUCCACCCAAUUACCCUCCUAGCCCAAGCCCGUCUAGCUCAAUCUCGAGUCCACCUCGUUACCCUCCUAGCCCUAGCCCAAGCACUGCUCCAUCAGGGCUCAGUGUCGGCUACUACAGGUACUCAUGCCCUGACGCAGAAAGCAUCGUCAGGGCGGCCGUGAAAAACGCCACAGACGGUAACCGUGGCACGGGCGCUGGCCUCAUUCGUUUGUUCUUCCACGACUGCUUCGUUGAGGGGUGCGAUGCUUCAGUUCUCCUCAACACGACCGGCUCUACCCGACCGACGGAGAGGGCCAGCGUACCCAACCUGAGCCUGCGCGGCUUCGAGGUGAUCGACGCGGCCAAGGCGGCGCUCGAGGCCGCCUGCCCUGGCGUCGUCUCGUGCGCGGACAUCGUCGCCUUCGCCGGCCGCGACGCUACCUUCUUCCUCAGCGGCAACGCCGUCGACUUCGACAUGCCAGCGGGGCGCUACGACGGGCACGUGUCCCUCGACAGCGCGGCCAUCGCCAACCUGCCGCCGCCGUUCGCCAGCCUGAAGGAGCUCAAGGACAUGUUCGCCGCCAAGGGGCUCGACACCGAGGACAUGGUCACCCUCUCCGGCGCGCACACCGUCGGCCGCUCCCAGUGCUCGUCCUUCUCCGACCGCCUCCCGCCCAACGCCUCGGACAUGAACGCCACGCUCGCCGCCUCUCUGACCUCGCAGUGCAACGGCACCGGCGACCCCACCGUGCCGCAGGACUUCGUGACACCCAGCGGCCUGGACAGCCAGUACUACAGGAACGUGCUCAACCACGAGGUGCUGUUCGGGUCGGACGCCGCGCUGCUGGCGUCGGACCAGACGGCGGGCAUGGUGAGAGACAACGCGUUCAAGCCGGGGCUGUGGGAGGACAAGUUCAAGGCGGCGAUGGUGAAGAUGGGCCGCGCUGGAGUCAAGAACAGCACCGACGGCGAGAUCAGAAAGAAGUGCUGGAUGAUCAACCAAGUAUCGAGCUAAAUCGUGAUCAGUGCUUGCAUGUGGUUCAGAAUUAUGUAGCACGGUGUAUACACUUUUUUUAAUACUCCAACUGUAUAUGUUCAUUCUUACAACACAUAUAAAAAUUAUAAUGAGAUUGAUUUGUUUUUUAUUAAA